Molecule: messenger RNA, 828 nt
Organism: Paramecium tetraurelia
Lineage: Eukaryota; Ciliophora; Oligohymenophorea; Peniculida; Parameciidae
Exons: 2
Molecular function (GO): GTP binding
Source: RefSeq, a predicted model, not a curated record
AUGAAAGAUUAACCAAAAAUUAUAAUAUUAGUUGGAGUAACAGGAGCAGGAAAAAGCACAGUGUUUAACUUUUUAUGUGGAGGGAAUUAUGAAUGGCAGGAAAUAAAAAAUGGGUCAUAACUAAUAUUAAAAGAAAACUCUGAAUAAUUUGCUUUAUAGAAUGGAGGAAUGAAUUCAGUCACAAAGCAACCCAAAUACUAUUUAGAUGAAAAACUGAAUCACUUAAUUAUUGAUUUCCCUGGAUUUAAAGAUCCGAAUGGAGAAUUAGAUUAAAUUCUCAUUUAGAUGUUAUUUUAAAAGAUUGUUUCAAAGUCUAAAGUCAAAUUAAUCUAUGUUGUUAGACACCCAGAAACUAGAUUUAAUGAAAGAGGAGUAGGCCUUUAAGAUUUUAUUAAAAUUUUGUUUUAAGGUUAAUAAGUUGAUCUUGAAAAAAUUUGCUUAUUGCUUAAUUGUUAUGGUGAUAAAAUGUCUGAUUAAGGACUAAGAGAAAGUGUUAAAAAAUAAUUAUAAGUAAUUUUUUAAUCUGAUUUCAAACAAAUCUCAGUCUUAAGAAAGUGUAAAUCUCCUUUAGAUAUUGCAAAAAUCUUCUCUGAAGAAAAAAGAGAUUAAUUGAUGGCAGAAUUAAAUCAAACAUAAGAUAUCUAAUUCUCUCCAAAAUAUGUGUAACAUAGCGAAAAGAUUACUUAAUAUUUAAGUGAGAAAAAUUUCUAGAUGUACAAUAACAUUUGUGAAAAAUUGAAUAAUUAAUGCAAACAAAAGGUUGAUAAGCUAUAAGAAAGGUAGUUACAAAUUAGUGACUUUACUUUCAAACCUAAAUUCAAAGGAUGA